AAAUUAAAUAUUUGGAAAUACAAAUUCCGCGAUUGCGCUGGGCAGUCAGUGUCAAUGUAAUGAAACAGAACUUAUAUAUAUGCAUAGACUCUUAUAUUAUGUACACAACAUAGUUCUGGCAGGAUCAUCCACAUCAUUGUUAUUCAGGUUAUGUUUUGAUUAGAAUGUCAGGAAUUUGACAUCUGCAGUCGAUCAUAUUGUAGGAAAUUAAUCCAUGAUUUCUAUUGAGUGUUUGGAAAACAUUAACCAAUUAAGUUUUAAAAAAAAGUAAACAAAAAUGCAAUUGAACAGCGAGGACACGUCAGAGCGACGUUUUGAAAUUGAAUGCAAAUUAGAGGCAGAAUUGGCAGCUUUAGAAACUUCAAAAUCUGCCGAAGAACAGAAUAGAAAAUUGACAAAUGGUAUGAUAAAUAUUUUAACAUCUUUGGAAGAUCGAUUGGCUACUUUACAAAGUACUAUAUUACCUGUUUACAAUGAAACUAGCAAUCUUCAAAGACAACAGCUUAAUAUUGAAAAAACAUUGACAUUAUUGGAUCACGCUAUUGGCUAUUAUGGAGUAUGCCAAGAAGUUGAAAGUACGGUUCGUGGAGGACCCAAUGGAGCUUGUGGUUUAGAUGGUUUUUUGGAUUCGAUGAAUAGACUUUACAAUGCACAAUGCUAUUUUCAAAAAAACAAUCCUAGCUCUGUUGAACUCGAAAACAUAUCGACUCUUUUUGAUGCAGGACUUGAAUCACUUUAUGCUGAAUUUCAUGAUAUACUAGCUAGGCAAAGUAAACCUGUUUUGCCUAUAAUGCUUCUGGAUCUCAUUGGUAUAGAUGAAGACACUAGCAGCGAAGACUCACCUCAAUCACUAUGCCAAUUACCUGAAAGCACUUUAGCCGAUUUAAUUAAAAUUUCAAACUGGUUGGAAGAAAGAGGUCAUCGUAGACAUGCUAAACUCUACUCCAAUGUUCGCUCAGGCAUUGUUCUCAAAUCAUUACAAUUAAUGAAAGAACAUCAAAAAAGUGCUAGUGGUGGAAGUACUCAUGCUUCAAGUCCUAUGCCUAGAGUCAAAUUUGCUCAUCGUCAUUCUUUAAGUGUAACCGAAACAGCUGGACGACGUACUUCUCGUCGUCUUCAGCAAGCACUGGAAAAAAAGGCCAGCAAAAUAAUGCAAAAAGCAUCUCAAACGACCGGUUUGUCCUUUCCGUCGUCAAGAAAAGGUGCACCAUCACCUGGCAGCCACUUACAUCAUCAUCAUGGCUCAGAUGAUGCUGCACCUGACGAGCAAGAGAUGGAUAAUUACUUGCUACUAGCAGCUGGACUUCACAAAUUAAUGCAAGCUGAACGUACUCUUGUGGGCCGCAUUCUGCCAGUUUCUCUGCAACUGCAAGUUCUCGAGGCGACAGUCCAAGAUGCCAUGGAUCUAGUGGCUCAAGACGGUGAAAAUAUAGCGUCGCGUGCAAAACGUUGCAUUGCAAGAAGAGACUUCGGAGCAGUACUUGUUGUUUUUCCAAUUCUCAAGCAUCUUGAAGAGCUGAAACCUGAUUUGGAAAGAACCGUGGAGGGAUGCGAGUAUGCCCUGAGAAGCAAGUUUGCUUCGGUUAUUCAGACUCUUACCGAUACCGGUGCUCAAGCAUUGGAAUGCUUUGGAGAGAGUGUACGUAAUGAGUCGGGUACGGUAUUGCCAAAAGACGGCACGGUAGCCGAAAGCACCAGCAACGUCCUUAUAUUUCUGGAGCAAUUGAUCGAGUACGCCGAUACGGUGGGCGCUGUUCUGAAGCGACAAACUGAUCCCGAUCCCAUUGGUUUGGUGAUCAACAAACAAUUACAAAACGAGCAUCGAAUAGCCGUUGGCCUCUACAUCAAACGAGUAUUGGCUCUGUUGAAUUUGGCUCUGGUCAGUCGCAGUGAUCAGUCGUAUUCAGAUCCAGCUUUGCGUGCCUUAUUUCGACUCAACAAUCAUAAUUAUGUGAUAAACGCCUUGAGAAGAAGCUCUUUGAUGGAAUUGCUGUCCCUUGCCGAACCCAAAGCUGAGCAGACUUAUCUCGACAUGCUUGCACGAGAUCGGCAUACUUACGUCAACACGACUUUUGCCAAGACACGUGGACAUAUAGAUAAUCAUAAUGAUGAACCUGGCUCUAAGGUAUUAAAAGAUCGUUUCUCGAGUUUCACGCGUGACUUCGAGGAAACGGCGAAAUUCCAACGAACAUAUGCUGUUCCUGAUGCACGGCUCCGUAAAGAAUUGAGAAGAGAGUUGCGUCACUCACUAGUACCGCUUUACACCAACUUUUAUCAUAAAUAUCGGCACACAUCGUUUUCCAAAAAUCCUGCAAAAUAUAUCAAAUACAGUCCGGAACAAGUUACCGCUACGAUAGAAACUUUCUUUGAUUCCGCUGCGUAAAAUUUUUUGCAAGCUGCUGAUAACUUUUUCAAAGCGGAAGAUCAAUUUCUCAAUUCUAAUCAGUUUGUCAUUUGUUUUUGCAUGACAUUUAUUUCAGAAAUAUGAAACUGAUCAAAAGCUAUCGUUUAGCACUCUUUUCUAAAAAGAAUAAAUAAUUAUCAUUUUAUUAAUAAGUUACAAAAUCUGUACUAAGUGAAAAAUUAAAUAUACGAUCACUACGAGAUCUAAUGUUGAUGAUAUUGUAAAACAGCAUCAAAUGGAGGUUAUUGUAAAAA
Molecule: messenger RNA, 2658 nt
Organism: Trichogramma pretiosum
Lineage: Eukaryota; Metazoa; Arthropoda; Insecta; Hymenoptera; Trichogrammatidae
Gene: Exo70
Product: exocyst complex component 7
Exons: 6
Coding region: 278-2383 (701 amino acids)
Biological process (GO): exocytosis
Cellular component (GO): exocyst
Molecular function (GO): phosphatidylinositol-4,5-bisphosphate binding
Source: RefSeq, a predicted model, not a curated record